Molecule: messenger RNA, 1082 nt
Organism: Drosophila elegans
Lineage: Eukaryota; Metazoa; Arthropoda; Insecta; Diptera; Drosophilidae
Product: glycerol-3-phosphate phosphatase
Exons: 2
Coding region: 60-1022 (320 amino acids)
Cellular component (GO): cytoplasm
Molecular function (GO): phosphatase activity
Source: RefSeq, a predicted model, not a curated record
UAGUCAAUUUAUAUUCAAUAAAGACCAAUUUCAAUCAAUAAUCUCCACCAGAAUUAAACAUGAAUUUGGCUCUAAAUAGGAGUGUCCAGAAGGGCGGCUGUCAGGUUCUGGGCCUUAACAGGUACAGUAUACAACAGUGGCUGAAGACCAUUGAUACCAUCGUUUUCGAUGGCGAUGGUGUCCUGUGGAAGAACGAUGAGGUCCUUGAUAAAGCGCCAGAGACCUUCAAUGCCCUUCGAGCAAUGGGAAAAGAUGCUUAUAUUUGCAGCAAUAGCUCGGUCAAAUCGGUGGCGGGAAUUUGUAAGAAGGCCCAGGAAAUGGGAUUUUUGGUGGCUAAGAAUGAGAUCCUAUCUUCGGGCCAGACCUUAGCGCGAUUCAUGAAGGAGAAAAAAUUUAAGAAGAAAGUGUAUGUGGUGGGAGGCCAGGGAAUCAUCGAUGAACUCAAAUUGGUGGGCAUUGAAUCCUUGCCCUUGGAUCAUCCUUCUUUACAAGGAUUCUCAAUGCCAGAGCAUGUACACACCAUCUUUUUGGAUCCCAAUGUGGGCGCUGUGGUGGUAGGAAAUGAUAAGGAUUUCAAUAUGAUCAAGUUGACCAAGGCCUGUUGCUAUCUCAAGGAUCCCGAGGUCAUGUUUGUGGCCACAAAUCGCGAUUCGGCCUUUCCGGCAUCUCCUGGCAGAAUGAUUCCCCGUGCCGGAGUCAUGGUCUCAGCCAUUCAGGCUGCCAGUCAAAGAAUGCCUUUCACCUGCGGAAAACCCAAUCCGUACAUGUGCAUCGAUCUAAUGCGUCAGGGGGCUAUUCAACCGGAAAGGACUUUGAUAAUCGGAGAUACAAUGAAUACGGAUAUUCUUUUCGGCUACAAUUGUGGCUUUCAAACUUUGAUGGUGGGCACUGGGGUCAGCAGCUAUCUGGAUGCCAUCGAGGCCCAGGCAUCUAAGGUUCCAUUUCUAUAUCAGCAAGUUCCCGAUCUAUAUGUGCCAAAACUGUCCAAUCUGUUGCCCUUUCUGUCCUCUCGAAAUAGAUAAGUUGUAUUUAAAAGUGCCAUUGUUAAUUGGAUACUGAAUAAAGUCUAAUGUUUAAACUAA